Diatraea saccharalis (sugarcane borer) is the source of this 432-nucleotide messenger RNA. The record is from the annotation of a GenBank genome assembly. NCBI's taxonomy places the organism in Eukaryota, Metazoa, Arthropoda, Insecta, Lepidoptera, Crambidae.
AUGAAAAGUCAAACACUGAGGCAGAGGAUUCAUCACGCUCAGAUGCCGGCACGUCUACUGCUAGGGCCUUCUUUCAAUACAACGUCCUCAGCUAGACCAUCUUUUAAAUCAAUGAAAACUGGUCAAAAGCCAUCUAAGCUACAGAUGAAGGAAGAACCGGAAAUGGAAGAAUUAUUUGGUGAGCAGCCGUGGGUUAAACCUCUUUCAACUGCAGGUUCAAAUGAUGACAAUGAAAUGAAUCCUGAUAUGAUAAAUCCACCAACUAAGCGUAAAAAAUCAUUGACCGAUUUUUGUGCGGAAUUAUUAGAAGCCAAAAAAGAGAGUGCAGAUAUAAGAAAGAGACACCACCAAGAAAAAAUAGCUGCUGCUAAUGAACUCACUGGUACUCUUAAUGAUCUUGUGGCCUGUUUUAAACAAAAAAAUCAAAAUUAA